AUGGAUGGAGAGUUUGAAGCAGUUGUUGGAGAAUUUGGGUUGGCUAAACUGAUGGAUUACAAAGAUACUCAUGUCACUACUUCUAUACAUGGCACAAUUGGGCAUAUAGCACCAGAGUACCUUUCAAGUGGAAAGUCUUUAGAGAAGGAAAGAGGCCAAAUAAGGAAAGAAAAUUCUAAUAAACGUGGGGCGUCAUAUACGAAGGCGGGAGUGUCUCUGUGUGCUGAGGCAGGCAGAGGUUUGAUUAUGGAGGAAAUGGCAAGGAUUUGGGAGCGAUUGAAGUUGAGUGAGGAGGAGAACACGCCGGUGGGAGUGCAGUGUAUUUCUAUGGAGAAAGCUCGAGAUAAGGAAGAGAGGAGUGUAGUGGGGAAGAUAUGCUCUGAAAGGAAGAUAGGGAGGGAGGUGGUUAGAUCUACAAUGGAGAAAAUAUCGAGGGUGGAGAGACAUAUGGAAUUUCAGGAAAUUGGGAAUAACAGUUUCAUUAUUACAUUUGCAUCGAAGAAGGAUAAGGUGAAAGUUAUGGGAGGCUGUCCCUGGUUGUUUGACAACUAUUUGUUUGUGUUAAAAGACUACGAUGGUGAUACACAACCACAUCUAAUAAGCUUCGAUAAGGUUAGCUUCUGGAUUCAUAUGCUUAAUUUGCCAUUAAGUUGCAUGACAAUUGAGAUGGGGAAGCAGAUAGGUGAUUCUGUAGGGUUGGUUAGAGAGAUUGAUGUUCAGGAGGAUGGUGUAGCUUGGGGUAGAGUGUUGAGGGGGGGCUGUGGGGAAGAACAGAAGGGAAGGCAAGGGUCAAAGGGAGGGGACUUGCAAUAUGGUGUCUGGAUGAGAGCUAUUCCAGGGAAUCGUAGAUGGAUGGAUGGGAAGAGAAAGUCUAUGUCUACUGAAUCUGGAAGUGAUGAUACUCAUGGAUCAUUCACAGGUUCAAAAGAUGUGGGGGUCUCUAUGGAUGGACAGGAGAGGGAGAAGGAGGAUGAAGGGAGUAAUGUGGAAGGAAAAGGGGUGGAAGGGAGUGUGGGCGGAAGUGGGGAAAAUAAUAUAAUAAUUCAUGAGGUAGUGAAAGAGGUUGAGAGAGUGGUGGGGAAGUCUAGUCAGAAUGAGGAGCAGGACAGUCAGUUGAUCCUAGUUAACUUAGCUGUGCAAGGUGAAGAUGAAGCAAUAAGGGAGGAGAUGGUGGUGGAGACAGUUCAAGGAAGUCAGGAGAAUAUGCAUGAAGGAAAGAAGGCUAGUUGGAAGAGAAGGGCAAGAGGUAGGCCACCCUCAGGAAAGGUUGGGGGCGGUGGCUGCUCUAGCAUUAUGAAAAUUAUCAGCUGGAACUGCCGAGGGAUUGGCAACCCUCGGACAGUUCAAGACCUUUGUCUGUUGACAAGGGAGAAUAAGGCCAACAUGGUUUUUUUGAUUGAAACCAUGAGUAAAGCAAGUAAACUAGAAAGAUUGAAAAGAAGACUUGGUAUGGAAGGUUGUUUUGUUGUAGAGUCGGUGGGGAAGAAAGGGGGAUUGGCUUUGUAUUGGAGAAACAGUGAGGAAGUGGAAAUUAAAAGCUAUUCUACUUGGCAUAUCAAUGCUGAGGUUAAUGAGGAGGGACAAGGUAUAAAGUGGUUAUUCACUGGGUUCUAUUGCCAUCCUGAGACAGGGAAGAGGAUGUUUUCUUGGGAUCUACUGAGGAGGUUAAAGCCUAGGGAGCAGGAACCAUGGUGUGUGGUAGGAGAUUUUAAUGAGAUUCUUAUUCAAACUGAAAAGGUGGGAGGUCGACAAAGAGCUGAACUUCAAAUGAAUCAAUUUAGAGGAGCUUUAGAGGACACUAUGUUGUAUGACUUGGGAUGCAGAAAUGGUUUUUAUACAUGGAGUAACAGGCAUAAUGACCACUCUUUUACAAAGGAGAGGUUAGAUAGAUGUGUGGCAAACAAUAAAUGGAGGGACAUGUUCAGAAGUGCUAGUGUACAGGGCUUGUCAGCUAGGAGCUCAGACCAUCUACCUUUGUUGGUUUUAACAAGAGGAAAUGAGGUGAGACAGAGAAGGGGGCAGUUUCCUUUUAGAUUUGAGGCAAGCUGGGUGAAAGAAGAAGAUUGUGAAGAGAAAAUAAAACAAGAAUGGGUCAGGGGACAGCAGUCAACUGAUUUUGUCAAGAAAGUGCAGACAAGGUUGAAAUUCUGUAGUGGAAUGCUAGUGAGAAGUUUCAAAAGAAAAGAUAAAGAGAGAACAAGUGAAAUAGACCAGAUUACAAGCAAAAUAAAAGAAGUUCAAGAAGAUCUGGGGCAUUAUAACAUAGAAGAGUUGAAGAGCCUGCAGAAGCAAGUAGGAGGUUUGUUGGAGCAGGAGGAUAUCAAGUGGAGGUAG
Carya illinoinensis is the source of this 2334-nucleotide messenger RNA. RefSeq lists its product as uncharacterized. Gene Ontology annotation, molecular function: catalytic activity. The transcript is spliced from 4 exons. NCBI's taxonomy places the organism in Eukaryota, Viridiplantae, Streptophyta, Magnoliopsida, Fagales, Juglandaceae. Bases 1 to 2334 code for a protein of 777 amino acids. The record is from RefSeq and is a predicted model, not a curated record.